AACGCAAACUGAACCCUGGACCACUAAAUGGGCCUCAUUUCCGAACCCGGUAACAUGCCAAAUGUUAGCUCGGUCCAAGCACGGACAAGAGGACUUAGCUCGGGCCAAGCACAGCCAAGAGGACUUAGCUCGGUCCAAGCGCAAGCAAGAGGACAUUUACACCAAAGUGCGCCCACUUGCUUUGCCAUUGCACUGUACACCUACCCGAAGCUGUAAAACAUUGCAGCAAUGAAUGAAAAAAGAAAUCAUCCCCGGAUCCAGCGCAUAAAAGCACCGCCAAAGCAAACAGCCAAAUACCCACCUCCACCUCCACCGCCACCGCCACCACGUCCUCCUCCUCCUCCGACUCCUCCUCAAAACCCCACACCUUCUCCAACCUCAAAACCGCACGCCCAAACAUUGCCUCUUUCUUCCCUUAGGCCUUAAUCCCUUUCUCUCGCUCACUCUUUGUCUUACUUGUUCUGGUUCCCUUUGUUCCUCGCCGCCGUUAAUGGCGACGGGCUGGGUUAAAUCCCUCCAGUGCAAAUCCAACGCCCGGAGAGACGUCUAUUCCCUGACGCCGUCAAAGAAGCCCAUCCUUCCGCUCUCCUGCGGCAGCUCCUCCCACGCCCUCAAAGACGUCGUCUUUCUCUUCCCUAAACACCCCUCCUCUGUUCCUAAAAAGCCCUCUCCAAAGACCACACCGCCACCCCAAACCAAACCCAGACCCAAACCCAAGCCCCCGCCGGGCCCGCCCUCGCCGGGGGGGGCGGGUCCGGCGCACUCACACCAGUUCCCGACCCUGACCGAGCUGCCGGCCGGCCACUCGUCCCGGCGGGUGGUGGAGAUCAUCUUCAGCUCGAGCUGGUCCGCCCGGGGCACGGCGUUCCCGGGCACGAUCGAGAUGCUCUUCCGGGUCCACAAUCCGCCCCGGACCGUCGCCCGGUUCGAGGAGUACCGGGCCGCGGUGCGCGCCCGCUGCGCCGCCGCCCAUUCCGAGGACGCCCGCUGCGCCGCCGACGGCAACGAGAUGAUGCGCUUCCACUGCGCCCCCAACUCGUCUGCCUCCGGCGACGCGAUCUUCGACGGCGGGGUGGCGUGCUGCGAGGUGUGGUCGCCGGGGGGGAAGGCGGAGGGAGUCCGGACCUUCGCCGGGAGUGGCCAGGCCCACGAGAGCGGCGGCGGCAGGGCCGGGCGGAGGGCAAUGCUGGUUUGCCGGGUCAUCGCGGGCCGGGUCCGGGCUGCGUCGGACCCCGAGUCGGCCGGCGAGUCGGUGUCCCUUGGGAAAGGGGAGCUCGUUGUGUUCGAUUCUCGGGCGGUGCUUCCUUGCUUCCUAAUUAUCUACAGGGUCUAAUCUAACCCAGGAUUAGGCCUCAAUUAACAACGGAAUUAAUAAUCUCUUUCUUAGCUGCGAUCUACUGACCUGGUUUGGGUUUGUUGUGGUGGGUGGGGGGGGUGUAGAAAGCUAUGGGGUUGACUUGGUAUGAUGGUGAAAAAGUUUUCAAUUUUAUGGAUACAGAAAUCCAAUUGCCUUCUGUUAUUAUUAUGGCUUGAAGUUGUUUGUUUGUGCAAUGAGGUAGGACGGUGGUUUCACGAUGUUUGGUGCAAGCGAUUGUUUGGUUUUGGUUCGUAUUCUCCUGUUAUGGGCUAAAGCAUUUUAGCCUAUCUUGUCGUCUUUUUAGGAUGAUCGAUGAGGUGUAAUUCAUAGGUUCUCUGGUUAUAGAAGUUACUGUUGUAACUUGCAUGAUUCUUUC
Phoenix dactylifera (date palm) is the source of this 1733-nucleotide messenger RNA. RefSeq lists its product as uncharacterized. The record is from RefSeq and is a predicted model, not a curated record. Lineage: Eukaryota; Viridiplantae; Streptophyta; Magnoliopsida; Arecales; Arecaceae.